This is a messenger RNA of Dissoconium aciculare CBS 342.82, 2007 nucleotides long. Its product is annotated as DEAD-domain-containing protein. Gene Ontology annotation, biological process: maturation of LSU-rRNA from tricistronic rRNA transcript (SSU-rRNA, 5.8S rRNA, LSU-rRNA). NCBI's taxonomy places the organism in Eukaryota, Fungi, Ascomycota, Dothideomycetes, Mycosphaerellales, Dissoconiaceae. Gene Ontology annotation, molecular function: RNA helicase activity; ATP binding; nucleic acid binding. Gene Ontology annotation, cellular component: nucleolus. The record is from RefSeq and is a predicted model, not a curated record. Bases 1 to 2007 code for a protein of 668 amino acids. The transcript is spliced from 2 exons.
AUGUCGCGUGACUAUGUUAUCGAUUCGCAAAAGCGUAAGCGCAAGCACGGUGGCAAUAAACCUGCAGAUUACGCCAUGAUGUCCGGAGCUUUACCUUCGCCGAGCACAGAGGCCGAAGAUCCUGUUGAGGAAGAUAUCAAGGCAAGGAAGAAGGUGAAGAAAGAAGACAAGAAGAAGCGUCGGGAAAGCGAAGCUACCAACGGUGACAACGUGACCGGCGCAGACGGUCCAGCUGGAGAAAUCAAUGGUGAUGCCGAACGACCCAAGAAGAAAUCAAAGAAGGAGAAGAAGGAGCGCAGGCACGAAGGGGAGGUUGAGAAAGAUGAAGCUGCGGUAACGCACGCUGAGGAUAUGGAGUCUGAGGGAGCCAUGAACAAGGAGCUCAAGAAAGUCGCCGCCGCUGCCACUGGGAAAGUUGCAGAAGAGGAGGACGACGACUUUGCAGAUUUCGAUGAAGAGGCCGAAAACGAGACCUCGGCCGAGCAGGCAAUAUUCUCAACAAAUGCUGAAGUUGAGACGACAUCAGACCUACCUUCAAACCUGGGCGUGACACUACCGUCAACUAAAGCCGAACCGCAAAAGUUCACUGAGCUCAAUCUUUCAGAGAAGACCAUGAAAGCCAUUCAGGAUAUGCCCUUCGACACUAUGACUGAGAUCCAGCGCCGAGGUAUUCCGCCCUUGUUGGCGGGACGUGAUGUACUUGGAGCAGCGAAGACUGGAUCCGGCAAGACGUUGUCAUUCUUGAUCCCAGCUGUGGAGAUGCUGCAUUCGCUACGGUUCAAACCUAGAAACGGAACUGGUGUGAUUAUUGUGUCACCCACAAGAGAGCUUGCAUUACAGAUCUUUGGCGUGGCUCGCGAACUUAUGGAGCACCACUCUCAGACAUUUGGCAUUGUGAUUGGAGGUGCCAACCGUCGUGCAGAGGCCGAGAAACUUGCAAAGGGAGUCAACUUGAUUGUUGCUACACCAGGUCGAUUACUGGAUCACUUGCAGAAUACUCAAGGCUUCGUUUUCAAGAACGUGAAGGCGCUGGUCAUCGAUGAAGCCGAUCGAAUUUUAGAAGUCGGAUUCGAGGACGAGAUGCGUCAGAUCAUCAAAAUAUUGCCCAAGGAAGAGCGACAGACGAUGCUCUUUUCUGCCACACAAACCACCAAAGUCGAGGAUCUUGCAAGGAUAUCAUUGCGACCAGGCCCGCUGUACAUCAACGUCGAUCAUGCUGAGGAGCACAGCACAGUCGCGGGCUUGGAACAAGGCUACACCAUUUGCGAAGCUGACAUGCGUUUCCGCCUACUGUUCACCUUUUUGAAGAAGCAUCCUUUGAAGAAGAUCAUCGUCUUCUUCAGCAGCUGCAACUGCGUCAAGUAUUUUUCCGAGCUACUGAACUACAUUGAUCUCCCCGUCCUGGACCUCCAUGGCAAGCAAAAGCAACAAAAGCGCACCAACACCUUCUUCGAGUUUUGCAACGCCAAAAGCGGUACUUUGAUCUGCACAGAUGUCGCCGCGCGAGGCCUAGAUAUCCCUGCGGUAGACUGGAUUGUGCAAUUCGACCCGCCGGAUGACCCGAGAGAUUACAUCCACCGUGUUGGACGCACAGCACGAGGAGCUAAUGCAAAAGGCAAGAGUUUGAUGUUCCUGCAGCCGAAUGAGGUUGGCUUCUUGAGCCACCUGAAGGAAGCCAAGGUCCCUCUCGUCGAGUUUGAGAUUCCACCAAAGAAGAUUUUAGACAUUCAGAGUCAACUCGAGAUGUUAAUCGGCAAGAACUUCUAUCUCAACAAGUCUGCCAAGGAUGGCUAUCGAUCAUAUUUGCAAGCAUAUGGCUCACACUCGCUACGAUCCGUAUUCGACAUCAACAGCCUCGACUUGAAGAAGGUCGCCAAGGGUUUUGGAUUUCCUGUACCUCCCAAAGUCGACAUCAACUUGGGCGCCAGCAUGAAGAGGCCUGAAUCAAGGCGACCGUACGGCAGCCAACCGCGCCAACAAAAGACCAUGCAGAGGCGUCGGCCGUAA